GAUCUCUGGCUUACGUCCGUUUCUUCGGUCAGUUCGAGUUUUUUCAAACCGUGUGAUUGAGUAAUCGGGGAUUAUCAUAUUAAAAUUUAUUUCUUAUUUUGUUGUGCAUACCGCGAUACCAUAAGGUUUCAAUGCGCUGUGUUUCACUUCGGAACGUAAAUGUGAGACAAUGCUUUGAGCGCACAUUGUAAAAGAAUAUCGCUGAGACACGAUCAUUCUAUUAGAGUUCUUUAUGUGGAAGAACGAUUUACAUCAUGUUACAUUGAAAGUCCUCAUUGGAAGUAAUGUUCAACGUUGCAAAUUAGCAUCGAUUAGCAUAGGCUGAUAGUUACAGUCUCUCGUAUAGUUCUUAGAUAACUCUUUCGUCCCUCCCUUCUACCGCUCGUGAGAAGUCAUCGCGAUAACAUUAGUCGCGAGUCGCGAAGCGACCGCUCUUUUGUAGCGGUUGCGAGGACAGUCUAUGCUAUUGGAUUUCCACGCACGGCAAGCGUCGGUGGCGCGCCUCGAGAUUGCAGCUGACCGUCCUCUGUGCACAUUCCCUCGUGAUCGUGAAAAGAGGAACGAAGAUCGUCGAAAUGGCCGAGGAUUUACGGGAAGGACUGCUGUUGGGCAUAGGGAAUCCUCUCCUGGAUAUUUCAGCAUAUGUAGAUCAUGAAUUUUUACGAAAAUACGAUCUGAAGUCUAACAAUGCCAUUCUUGCCGAGGACAAGCACAAGCCUUUGUACGAGGAGCUAAUCGAUCUGUACAAUCCUGACUUUAUCGCGGGUGGAUCUGUGCAAAAUACUAUAAGAGUAGCGCAAUGGUUUCUGCAAAAACCGAAAGUCACCACCUACAUGGGCUGCGUCGGUAGAGACAAGUAUUCCAAGAUCCUGGAGGACAAGGCGACCACGGAUGGCUUGAACGUUCGCUAUCAAUAUACCGAUCAGGAACCAACUGGAACGUGCGCGGUGCUCAUUACCGGGAAGGAACGCUCCCUAUGCGCUAAUUUGGCAGCGGCGAAUUGCUUCUCCCCGUUGCAUAUCGAAAAGCCGGAAAACAAACAUCUGAUAGAGAUCGCGAGAUACAUCUACGUAUCGGGAUUUUUCUUGACAGUCAGUCCCGAAUCCAUACAAACGGUAGCCAGACACGCUUACGAGAACGACAAGAUGUUCAUGAUGAAUCUCAGUGCACCAUUUCUGUGCGAGUUCUUCCAAAAGCCGAUGUUAGCGGCGUUUCCUUACAUCGACGUCUUGUUCGGAAAUGAGACGGAAGCGGACGCGUUUGCAAAGGCAAAUAAUUUUAACGAGACGGACAGGAGACAGAUUGCGCUGAAGAUAUCGGAAAUGGAGAAGAUUAAUGACAAGAGGAAAAGGAUCGUUGUGAUAACGCAGGGCGCUGAAGAGGUGAUUGUAGCCAAAGACGGGACAGUGACGGAAUAUCCCGUCAUAAAACUGCCAGAGGAGAAGGUUGUCGAUACUAAUGCUGCCGGUGAUGCCUUCGUUGGAGGUUUUCUCGCGCAGCUUAUACAAGGCAGAAGCAUAGACACCUGUAUAAAAUGCGGUAUUUGGGCCGCGACGCAGAUCGUACAGAGAUCUGGAUGUACUUACGAGGGAAAACCGAACUUUCAGUCUUGAUCAUCACCAACGUGGUAGCGAUUAUAAGUCGUGUACUUAAUAAAUACCUUAAUGAUCUUUUUUUUAUCCUUAUUUUUUGUAUCGAGCUUUACAUAGCGAGUGCAAUCGCAGCCGGACGCUUAUAAAAGUACUUGUAUUUAUUAAGAUGCAGUAAACAUCUAUUUUACAAAUUUAA
Molecule: messenger RNA, 1788 nt
Organism: Solenopsis invicta (red fire ant)
Lineage: Eukaryota; Metazoa; Arthropoda; Insecta; Hymenoptera; Formicidae
Gene: Adk2
Product: adenosine kinase 2
Exons: 5
Coding region: 576-1613 (345 amino acids)
Biological process (GO): purine ribonucleoside salvage
Cellular component (GO): cytosol; nucleus
Molecular function (GO): adenosine kinase activity
Source: RefSeq, a predicted model, not a curated record